UCUCUCCCAUUCUCUUCGCUUUCAGUUCUAGUAAUUCCACAUACACACCUAGGUACUAACCUCGGCUGACAGCACUCAGGUCAUAUCGCAUCUAGCCGGCAGCUUCAUCUAAGAGUUCAAGGGCCUGAGAACGAGUGCAUACGAGAUCUCCUUCAGUUGGUGCUGACACGCACGCACCAUGGGUCUCCCCACCGUCGUCUUUCGACGACCUCAAUUCCGUUUCAUCGCUCUCGCUUCCGUUCUCAUAUUCUCCACCCUCUUCUACCUCUCCUUCCCCACCCUCACCUCCUCCUACCACGAUUACUUCCCCGAAGGCUUCGGCCCACCCCCACCACCCCCUCAUUCGCCAUGGAACAGACCACCACGGCGUCCGUGGGGACAUAAACAUCCUGGCGGAGAGAGGUUCGAUAUUGGCGUCGCGCCACCGCCGGAGUUGAAUACCAAUGGCGGAUUGUGGGAGGAGAGGGCGGAUAAGGUCAGGCAGGCGUUUUUGCAUGCUUAUCGGGCGUAUGAGAAGUGUGCGACGGGCUGGGAUGAGCUGUUGCCAAUUACUUGCAGGGGUGUCGAUAACUUCAAUGGCUGGGGUUUGACUGUCGUAGAAUCCCUCGAUACGAUGUGGCUCAUGGGCCUCUACGACGAGUUCGACGCCGCCCUGCCCGUCGUCGCCCAGAUGAACUUCACAAUGGCGCCGAAUAAAUACGCCCCCUUCUUCGAAACAGUCAUUCGUUACCUCGGCGGCCUUCUCUCCGCUUACGCUCUCUCAGGCGAAGCCAUCUUCCUCUCAAGAGCGGACGACCUCGGCACGCUGAUGUUGCCCGCGUUUGAUACUCCUUCGGGGUUCCCGAUGUACAGCGUGAACACCGUAACCGGGGCGACGAGCUGGAGCUGGAACGCCGGUGCUGGUCUUUGGGCGGAGGCGUACUCUUGUCAAUUGGAGUAUAAGUAUCUGGCGUAUCUGACUGGUAGACAGGGAUACUAUGAUCGCGCGGAGAAUCUCAUGCAGAGACUGUAUCGCGCUAAUACGACCGCUACGGACGGGCUUUAUCCUACUAUGUGGACGACGUUCACUGGAGAGCCACUCAAUACUCUGGUCUCUGUGGGCGCGUUUGCGGACAGUGGGUACGAGUACCUGUUGAAGCAAUACCUCCUCACCGGCCGCAUAGACACGCAAGUCCUCGACACUUACAUCAAAUCCGCAAACCUCAUAAUCUCCCACCUCAUGUUCAUCACCCCCACCCGCGGCCUCCUCUACGUAACCGACGCCCAAGGACCGCACCAACUCCCCUCCCACACAAUGGAACACCUCUCCUGUUUCCUGCCCGGCCUCCUCGCCCUCGGCGUCCACACUCUCGGCUCCCUCCUCACCCCCGCCGAAAGCGAACUACAUCUCUGGGCCGCGAAAGGACUAGGUCAGACGUGCUAUAUCAUGUAUGCGGAUCAGGUCUCUGGAUUGGCGCCGGACGAGAUUUCGGUGAUGGCGUGGGCGGGGCCGUAUAAGACCGAGAAAGAAAAAGUGGAGAAGAAGAUGGAGGGGUUGUGGUUGACUCAUCUCGCGAAGUGGCAGGAAGAGGAUGGGGGGGCUGGGAGGUUGAAUGUGGGCGAGGGGGGCGAUCCGCCUGGUGUGCGUCCUGUGCGACCUAUCAGUCUCACGGGGAGCGAUAAGGGAGAGAAGGAGAGGGAGUAUAGAGUGAGGAAGGCGGGGUAUUUGUUGAGGCCGGAGACGGUGGAGAGUUUGUAUUUGCUUUGGAGGGUUACGGGGGAUGAGGUGUGGAGAGAGAGGGGGUGGGAGGUGUUUGAGGCGAUUGAGAGGAGUGCGAGGAUGGAGGAGGGUGGGUAUGCGAGUGUGGUGAAUGUGGGGCAGGUGCCGACGCAGAAGAAGAAUGAGAUGCCGAGCUUCUUCCUCGCUGAGACCGUGAAAUACCUCUACCUGCUCUUCACCGACGAAGAACUGAUCCCGCUUGAUCAGUGGGUGUUCAAUACCGAGGCACAUCCUUUCCCUGUGUUUGAGUGGUCGGAUUGGGAGAAGGCGCGUUAUGGGAUUCGUUCGGAUUCGGCUUCGACUGGGACUGGGAAUUGAUCAUAUCAUGGCCCCUCCCUACCCGCUGACUACCUACUACCCAUACUCACGUUUCUAUCACCCGCCCCCAUACACACGCAUAUCAACCAUACCACUCAUACCAUUCAUCCCUCAUCCCUCUCACAUCCUCGUCUACCGCAUUGAUGCAUCUUCAUCCAAAGCGAGACGAGACGAGACUGACGAACGGACGGUUUUACUCAUUAGGUCCUUGGGAUGCCAGGUCCGUUCGGAUCGUGAUUCGUGAUUCGGACCGGACCCUUUUCGUUCGAGGCUUGCUACUUGUCUUUCGUCUCACUGCCUAAGUUACUUUACGAUGCUCGUAUUGUCACGGUGUAGAGUCGUGUUACAGUUCGUCGUCAUGCGAUCAUUGCUCUGCUUGCUACUGUUACAUACAUAUCGGACCGUUCGUGUUGCUUUUGUUUGCGUGUAUUCUUUGCUUUUGAAUAGAUAAUACAUGGAUUCGGAAU
Messenger RNA from Stereum hirsutum FP-91666 SS1, 2544 nucleotides. RefSeq names its product seven-hairpin glycosidase. Gene Ontology annotation, cellular component: endoplasmic reticulum; membrane. NCBI's taxonomy places the organism in Eukaryota, Fungi, Basidiomycota, Agaricomycetes, Russulales, Stereaceae. Gene Ontology annotation, molecular function: calcium ion binding; mannosyl-oligosaccharide 1,2-alpha-mannosidase activity. The transcript is spliced from 9 exons. Gene Ontology annotation, biological process: carbohydrate metabolic process; N-glycan processing. The record is from RefSeq and is a predicted model, not a curated record. Bases 179 to 2077 code for a protein of 632 amino acids.